This is a messenger RNA of Babjeviella inositovora NRRL Y-12698, 975 nucleotides long. RefSeq lists its product as uncharacterized. The transcript has a single exon. Lineage: Eukaryota; Fungi; Ascomycota; Pichiomycetes; Serinales. The coding region runs from base 163 to 876 and encodes 237 amino acids. The record is from RefSeq and is a predicted model, not a curated record.
AAACAAAGGGGGUCCACGAGAUUAGCCCAAAGCCUGUUAAUUUUCAAACCCUUCCGAACCAGUCACCGAAGGGUAUAAAGGCCGCUUUCCUCCUUCACCUUUUUGUUUUAUCUCUCUUUUUUCUUUCUCAUUAAGCACUGUAGCUAAACCUUUAAAUUUACUAUGAGAUACUCUACUAUCGCUUCUGUCUCCGCCCUCGCCUUGGCCUCCAUCUCCACCGCCGCUUCCGCUCCAUUCGGUCUCCAAAUCAGAAGAUCUGGAUCUGCGUACCAGUUUUCCUCAGUUGCUAUUGUUGACGGUUUGGUUGCUGUUGCCCCAUCGGUGGAGCAGCAGACCAGCAUCCAGGGCACUAUCGAGGACGAUGGUACCUUCAAGUUGUCUGACGGCUCUUUCCUUAUCAUCAAGGAUGACGGUACUCUCACCACCGGUACUACCGGUACUAAGGGCUUUGCCAUUUCUGGUGGUUACCUCGGCAUUUCUGGUUCCUCUGGUAUCAAUGUCUGCCCAAACACCACCAACAAGGAUCUUUCUAUCAAGACUUGUGAUGCUGCUUCUCCAGUUUCCUUAGUUCCACUUGACACUGCCGGUCAGGUUGUUGCUGACUUUUCCCCAGCUGCCACUGUUUCUUCUACCAUUUCCUCUGCUUCUGCCGUCUCUUCUGCCUCGUCUACCUCCUCCGCUGCUGAGACCAAGACCGUUGUUCACGAGUCCACCACUGUUGCCACUGUCACCUCUUGCGGUCCAGAAGCCACUGGUUGUACUGUGGUCACUAAGCCAGCAUCGUCUAUCCCACCUGUCUCCUCCUGGGUCGGCGGUGCUCAGAACUUGAACGGUGGCUUUGCCGUCGCCGCCCUUGCUGCUAUUGCUUUGGUUUAAAUUGGUGCCUUCAUGCCGUAUGUUUCAACUAGGUAUUUUUUUGCUAAUCAGUUAUCUCUAAUACCCAAAUAACUGGAAUUGAUUCUUUAGUUCCAUUAA